UAAAUAGCGGAUGUACUUGAAGGACUCAGUGACAAUGGAUUUCAAGUACGGUGUCUUCGUGUUGCUUGCCCUCUGCGCUUUGGCCUUCGAGGCACAGGCAGAGGAAUGUGUGGCUCAUAGCGUGGUAAAUAUGACCUUGACUGCCCACCACCUUCUUACCUGGGCCGUCAGGGAAGAUGAAAUAUGCGAUGUCAACCAGUUCUUGGUGUACAUCUACGAGUGGAACCGUCCCAUCGAGUACAGCUUCGAAGUGGAUGAACCCUGGGUGGAUGUCUCCUUCUUGGAAGUAUGCCGAGAGUGGACUUUUGUAGUGGUACCCGUAUCAGAUCAUACCAAAGGACACGAGCAUCGCCUGUUUGGUAGCAUGCCUCUCCCUAUAGGUGCGGAUCUUACCAUCGACUACAUCAACGUCACACGCAACGGAGUGACUGGUGACCUUCAUCUCAGCUGGGACCUAGCUGAUCGUCGCUACGGAAGCUGUUCCCUUAGGUACAGACUGACCAUAGAAGAAGACGGGGAUGAAGUAAUCCACGACCUCUACUUGAGCGAGAGGUCCGUCAAUCUGCAUUUCUUGUCACCUUGCACCUCUUACCAGUUCGGUGUCAGGGCCAUCAACAUAGCCCAUCCCACCAUAGAAGGACCUUUAAAGAUGCAAUUCAGUAGUAUUCCUCCAGUUGAGCAAACUUCUCCUCGUUUGGACAGUCUCAACUUAGGCGUCUUUUCAUUUAAUAUGACUUGGGAAUUACAAAGCAUGGUGAGGAAUAGAUGUAAGGUCACCGAGCUCCUCAUUGAUGGUGGAAACUUCUUCAGCAAGACCGUAUACAUAGAGGACACUGAUGAAAGACUACCUAUUGAAGUUGAAAUCGAUCAUUUGAGACAAAAUAGUAUGUACUAUCUGCGCGCCUAUGUCCUAAACAGCGGAGGAUGGUCUGUGCCAACAGUGGUUGCCGUCCAUACCUUGGACUAUGGACCGGAUAACAAGGUGUGAUGCGUAGAUGUGUUUUGAAGGCAUUCCUUAUACCUGUAUUGUUAAACACGACUUUACUGUAUUGUAUAAAAAUAUUACUUGUUUUCAAACUGAAUAAUUAAAUUAUUCAACCUACUUUUGUCAAUGUAUACACAAUGUGUUAAUAAAAGGUAAGUGGGUGAGUUAUCCAUAACAAAAUAAUUUCUUAUAAACUUGAUUCUAGAUAUAAGAUGUUUAAUUAGAAACAAAACACAGACAAA
This is a messenger RNA of Anoplophora glabripennis (Asian longhorned beetle), 1227 nucleotides long. RefSeq lists its product as uncharacterized. Gene Ontology annotation, molecular function: protein binding. Lineage: Eukaryota; Metazoa; Arthropoda; Insecta; Coleoptera; Cerambycidae. The coding region runs from base 11 to 988 and encodes 325 amino acids. The transcript is spliced from 4 exons. The record is from RefSeq and is a predicted model, not a curated record.